CCGGGCCGGAUGUGCGGUUGCACACUGAAGUGCUGGACGAAAAUGGCGCUGUGUGUCAGUGAAUGUUGUUAAAGUCGUGAGUCUUUCUGCUGUCCGUGUCUUCUCUGCGAUUAAUAAUGAAGAUAAAGAUGAUGAAGAUGAUGAAGAUGACGGUGUAUCAGUGCUGCAGUGAGUGUGUGCUCGGCUGAAGCGCGUGUGGAGCAGCUCUGGUCUCUGAAGCGCUCCUGGAUGCAGGAGAUGAAGCCGGCUGCGCUUUCGGGCUCCAAUGGCCUGAAUGGAGCUUCAGGAUCGUCGGUGCGUGUCCCCUGCAGCCGUCUGUCCCGCGCGGGCCGCAUGGCGCUGGAUCUGCAGAGUAAGUGUGCUGCGUAUGUUCUGGCUCUGCGGCCGUGGAGCUUCAGCGCGUCUCUCACGCCCGUGGCUCUGGGCAGCGCUCUGGCCUACAAGCUGGAGGGCUCGGUGGACCUGCUGCUGCUGCUGGUGUGCGCGGUGGCCGUGCUGCUGGUCCACGGAGCCGGAAACCUGGUCAACACCUACUACGACUUCUCCAAGGGAAUCGACCAUAAGAAGAGUGACGACCGCACGCUGGUGGACCAGAUCCUGAAGCCGCAGGACGUGGUGAUGUUUGGAGCGGUGCUGUACUCUGCAGGAUGUCUGUGCGCCACGCUGCUCUACUUCCUGUCCAGCCUCAAACUGGAGCAUCUGGCGCUCAUUUAUUUUGGAGGACUGUCCAGCUCGUUUCUCUACACCGGAGGAAUCGGGCUGAAGUAUGUGGCUCUGGGAGACGUGGUGAUCCUCAUCACCUUCGGGCCACUAGCGGUGAUGUUUGCUCAUGCGGUUCAGGUGGGAUACCUGUCGGUGCUGCCGCUAGUGUACGCCGUGCCGCUAGCGCUAAACACUGAAGCCAUCCUGCACAGCAACAACACGCGGGACAUGGACUCAGACAAGCAGGCGGGCAUCGUGACCCUGGCCAUCCUGCUGGGACCCACGCUCUCAUACGUCAUCUACAACCUGCUGCUGUUUGUGCCCUACCUGCUCUUCUGCAUCCUCGCCACGCGCUACACCAUUAGCAUGGCGCUGCCGCUGUUAACGCUGCCCAUGGCGUUUCCACUGGAGAGGCAGUUCCGGUGCCGGUGUUACGCCAAAAUCCCGCAGAAAACAGCCAAGCUCAACCUGCUGAUGGGACUGUUCUACGUGUUCGGGAUUAUCUUGGCUCCGCAGGGCAGCCUGCCGUUAUUGUGAAUUUCUUUUAUUUGUUUUAAAUGAGUUACUUUUGUAUUUAUAGCAGAGCUAAUUUAAAGUGGAAAGACGUUCAUUUGUUGUUGUGGAUUUGUUUUGUUUUUUGGGGGGAGUGAGCAGCUACUGCACUGCAGAACGUUACGAGGGGAGAAUUAAAAGCUUCUCCUACUCUGAGCUUUGGUCUUGAUUUGAGCUUUUGUAGAUAUUUAGACUAACAACAAGACGCACAAAUGUUUGUGUUGAGUUUAGAAAGAUAAAACACUCCAAAUGAAGAGAGUCUUUCAAUAAAACAAGCCAAAUAAAUAAUAUAAAUAGAAAUAAAUAAUAAUAGUAACUUUUAAAAAAGAUUAUUUUGCUUGUUUUCAUGAGAAACUCUCUUCAUUUUGACUCGAUAUUUCUUAAAUCAACACAAUAUUCAGUGCUUGUCUAGAAAAUGCUUCUUGAUUUAAGAGUUUUGAGAUGUUUGGACUAGAAACAAGACAAAAACAGAGUAAGAAAAACAUUUCCUGCAGUGUAAAGUGCAUAGGCUGUCCAGGACAUCAGUGUUGUAAAAACAGAGCAGUCUGUGAAUGAAGAAAUGAUAUAUAUAUAUAGUUUACUAGUGGAUGAAUCAGCGUUUCAGAUAACCUAAGGGCCGUUCUGAGUAGAGAUGAUUAUUUUGUAAUUGGAUUUGAUUGUAUGAUUUUGUUUUAUAAAAACUAUGAAAUCCGUCAGAACUGAAGCACAAGCUCUUGGUGUGGUCAACGGUUGCUGUUCUAUUUGAGUAGCUUUGGCAUUAAAUUAAGUCAUUGUUUAGUUCUAGUGCCAUUGACUUUGUAUGACGUUUUCAAUUGACUUUUGUUUAUAUUUUUUUGCCAAAUGAACGACCCUCCAGACUGCUCAAUCCACAAGAAAUCUUUAGUCAAAUAAAAUCGAUGCUCCUCAGCUGGAUCUUAAAUGAUAGACAGAAUGCGGUACAGGACUCUUUUUCCCAAAAUAAAUCAUUUACCAAUGUAA
Danio rerio (zebrafish) is the source of this 2232-nucleotide messenger RNA. It is a transcript of the gene ubiad1, whose product is annotated as UbiA prenyltransferase domain containing 1. Gene Ontology annotation, cellular component: membrane; endoplasmic reticulum membrane; endomembrane system. Gene Ontology annotation, molecular function: prenyltransferase activity; transferase activity, transferring alkyl or aryl (other than methyl) groups; menadiol geranylgeranyltransferase activity. The record is from RefSeq and is marked validated. Gene Ontology annotation, biological process: ubiquinone biosynthetic process; cellular oxidant detoxification; menaquinone biosynthetic process. NCBI's taxonomy places the organism in Eukaryota, Metazoa, Chordata, Actinopteri, Cypriniformes, Danionidae.